Ambispora gerdemannii is the source of this 1581-nucleotide messenger RNA. The record is from the annotation of a GenBank genome assembly. Lineage: Eukaryota; Fungi; Glomeromycota; Glomeromycetes; Archaeosporales; Ambisporaceae.
AUGAUACAAGUUUUACGUCUCCUUUACCUAAAGGGUGUAAAAGGAACGAUAGCUGAUGAUGAUUUUAAAGCCAUUUUGAAUAUUUUUAAUUGCACAUCGCAAACCCUUUAUCUCGCAAAGAAGAAAUUACGACAAUUGGUAAAUAUUGGUGAUAAUCACAUCGAUAUGUGUGUUAACUCUUGUCUAGCAUUUACCGGGGAGUAUUCAGCAAAUGUAUACUGUACUAUAUGCAAUGCACCACGUUAUAGUACUGGAAGGAAGGCUCAAAAACAUGCAAUAUAUUUUCCCAUUAUUGAGCGGUUACGAUUACAGUUUGCUGAUCCAGCACGCGUUCUUCAGCUUUUGUAUCGAUCUAAUCAUGUAGAAGAUUUUUCCAAAUUGCAAGAUAUUUAUGAUGGAAACUUGUAUAAAGAAAUGCUUCGAGAAGAACUAUUGGCUGAUUCUCGCGAUAUUGUUUUUUCUGCAUCUCUUGAUGGAUACCAAAUUUUCAAACAACAACGUGAUGAUUGUUGGGUAAUAUUGUUGAUAAAUCACAACUUGCCGCCAGAAGUUCGAGUGAAGAAAGAAAAUUUAAUGAUAACUGCUGUUAUUCCUGGUCCACGAGCACCUAAAGAUCUCAAUAGUUUUUUACGACCUUUGGUUGAUGAAUUACUUAUUCUUGAAACUUUGCCAUUGCGAACACAUGAUAUAUAUUGUAAAAGAGCAGAAGAAUAUAUUGAGAUUAAUUCAAAGACUGCUCGUAAGAAUUUAUCAAUAAAUACUGGUGAAAUUAUGGAAGCUAAUAGAAAAGCUAUUCCAUCAGAGUUUGGACGAGCUCCAAUUAACAUUGCUCACCACUCAAACGGAUUUAAAGCAGAAGAGUGGACCAAUUGGACCAACCUUUAUUCUUUGCCACUAUUAGUAAAUUAUCAGCCAGAUGAAAGUAUAUAUGGAAAACGUGAUGAUAAAUAUUUGCCUGCUUACAAAAUGGUUUUUCACUAUCUUUUACAUGUUGAGACCUCAAUAAGUGAUUGUGGUCCUUGCUGGACUUUUUGGCAAUACCCAAUAGAACGCCUAUGUGGAAUUCUUCAGUCUCUGUUUCCUAGUUCAACCUAUAGGCUAUAUGAUGGUGAAGAAAAUACUGAUCGUGAGCUGUUGCAUCUAAGAAGAUAUUAUCAGGCUACGAAUGAUUUUCUUGUUAAAGAGCUUAGUAAUAUUGGUCAGCGUUUUUCUCGUUUGCGUACAAAAGAUGGUUAUAUGAUUGGCUCUUUAUUAACAAUUACAGGUGCCAAAUCACGUGAUAAUUCAUGUAUAAAGUAUGAAUUGGAGAUUGCUAAUCACAAUGGAAUAUAUGAGAUGAAGCCAUUUUACGGACGAGUGCUUUAUUACUUGGUUCAUGAGUAUACGAAUAAAAAGUAUAUGUUAGCUUACGUCCAUAAUGCAUACAAUGUUCGUCAAGAACUCUAUGGAUUACGAACCUUUAAAAAGUUCAGCGCAAAGGAAUUUAUUAAUGUCUCGACAAUAAAGAAAUGUGUGGCAUUUUUCAAGGUAGGAUCAUUGAGCUAUGUACUUGAAAAGUCUGAAGAACUUCUUGCUGAUUAA